AUGAACUCGUCAGCCGUUCAACUUCUUGAGUUGAGGCAUUCCUCUGAGAGGCCUGGUACUCCAAGGAGUCCUCCUCUGUACGGCUCCAAUCACAGCAAUGAAUCGGCCAGGACAAUUUCCAGCACUUCUGAGAAUGAGGCACCAGGACGCGUGCAGUCUGAGUCGCCAACACGAGUUGGAUCACCUCCUGAGUCACCUGGCUCCCGUCAAUCGCGGGCGGAAUACACAGAAACGCAACGCCCAAAACAUGGCUGGUUGUCUUUUAGUCGCGCGAAUGAUGCGUGGACAUAUGAGAUUGCCAACAUGAUAUUGAGCACGGUUUGCCUCGGAGUUAUCGUGGGCAUUCUAUCUGGUGUCAACGGCAAGGCUCUGUUAUCUUGGACACUACCUAUCCAGCCUAACUCGCUCAUCUCGAUUUUCGCCGUUAUCACCAAAGCUUCACUGGUGUUCCCAAUGGCUGACUGUGCCAGCCAGCAAAAAUGGAUGCUCUUCAGUGGGAGUCGGCCGAAUAGCCUCAUUCGAUUCGAACAGUUCGACGGUGCUAGCCGGGGGCCAUGGGGGUCAUUAUUACUUUUAUGGCAUAGACGGCUCGAAUCACUACCUGGCUCCAUUUUGGCUUUUCUGACAGUCCUAGCCCUUGCUAUCGACCCUUUCGCACAGCAAAUCAUCCACAUUUCAGAACGCACAACUCCAGACGAUGGGGCUUCUGCUUCCACGUUCCUGGCGCCAGCUUAUAAUUCUGGCCUGGUGACUUAUCGCACUACACCUGGUGAGCCCUCCACGUGCCGUACCGGACCCGAACUCGCUUUAAUAUGA
Molecule: messenger RNA, 816 nt
Organism: Thyridium curvatum
Lineage: Eukaryota; Fungi; Ascomycota; Sordariomycetes; Thyridiales; Thyridiaceae
Exons: 1
Coding region: 1-816 (271 amino acids)
Source: RefSeq, a predicted model, not a curated record